AGAUGGGGGCGGAGAUGUUCGGUCACAUGACUCGAGCUAGACUAUUUUAUCACGCCCGGUCCAACCGAAUCUCAAAUCUUAGUUCCACUAGGUCCUCGGUCUCUGAUCAUCCGAUUCACCUUGCAGUCCCAUAUAGCUUUUAUAAGGGAGGCUGUGAACGGAUACUUUUUAGUGCAGCAAAAUAUCCAUCUUUUUUCAACCUAAUUAGCAACGAUGAAGACACUUAUUCGCAACGAUGCAGUUAUCAGGCAAAUGCUGCAGGAGAAGGAGAAUGAACAACCCUUCUAUGUAGUCGAUGUUGGAGAUGUGGUCAUGAAAUGGAAAGAAUGGAAAGAGGCUAUGCCUCGUGUGGAGCCAUUUUAUGCUGUAAAAUGCAACCCUGAUGUAGUCGUUGUGAAUGUCUUAGCUGCUUUGGGAGUCAGCUUUGACUGCUCUUCACAAAAAGAAAUAGAGACCGUGCUUAAUGCUGGAGUGCAACCAUCUCGCAUAAUUUAUGCUAACACUUGCAAAGGACCUUUUCAUCUGAAAUAUGCUGAACAAACAGGAGUAGACCUUAUGACCUUCGACAAUGAAACCGAAUUGCACAAGAUCAAGAAAGUCUAUCCUGAUGCUAAACUUGUUCUCCGCAUAAAAGUAGAUGAUAGUGGUUCGAUACUGAAGCUGUCGUUGAAAUUCGGUGCUGAAUACGAUGAAGUCGCUCAUCUUUUGGAUGUAGCGAAGGAUUUGGAUCUUCAAGUUGUUGGCGUAAGUUUUCAUGUGGGAUGCAACUGCCAGGACCCAUUAGCUUUCCAUAAAGCUAUCGAGCGAGCUAAGGAAGUAUUCGGCAUGGGAAAAGAUCGUGGAUUCACCAUGAACGUCUUAGAUAUUGGUGGUGGAUUUCCCGGUCACAGAGACCAUGCGAUAUCGUUUGUAGAGUUUGCAAAUGCUAUCAAUCAUGCAUUGGAUUGCUAUUUUCCACCUGGCUGCGGGGUUAAAAUCCUUGCCGAACCUGGAAGAUACUUCAUAACAUCUGCUUUUACUUUGCUUACCAGUGUUAUUGGCAAGAAAGAAGUUCCCGCAAGGAACAGCAAUAACGCUUGCACUAUGUAUACUAUCAACGAAGGCGUCUAUGCUGCAUUCAAUAACUUGAUCUACCAUAAUACCAAAUGGAUACCAACACCUUUAGUGGAUUCAGCUGAUUCGAAGCUGAAAGUGACUACUAUUUGGGGACCAACUUGUGACAGUGUAGAUCAAGUGAUUAAAAAUGCCUUGCUGCCAGAUAUGAAUGUUGGUGAUUGGAUCGCAUUUGAAAAUAUUGGAUCAUACACCAUGGCUUGUGGUUCUAACUUCAAUGGCUUCCCAACGACUGAUGUCAAAUACUUGAUAUCAGCUCCAUUCUUGGAUUUCUUCCAGCAACUUCCAACAUGGCCGAAUUUGCAGAAGAUAAUAGCCAAUGGAGUCACAAAAAUCUGAAGAACCAGUCUUUGGAAAACAUUUAUUUCAUUUAAAUAUAUGUUAAUUAAAAGACUGGUUGCAUUGAA
Molecule: messenger RNA, 1520 nt
Organism: Argiope bruennichi
Lineage: Eukaryota; Metazoa; Arthropoda; Arachnida; Araneae; Araneidae
Product: ornithine decarboxylase-like
Exons: 11
Coding region: 214-1452 (412 amino acids)
Cellular component (GO): cytoplasm
Molecular function (GO): ornithine decarboxylase activity
Source: RefSeq, a predicted model, not a curated record